This is a messenger RNA of Durusdinium trenchii, 943 nucleotides long. NCBI's taxonomy places the organism in Eukaryota, Dinophyceae, Suessiales, Symbiodiniaceae. The record is from the annotation of a GenBank genome assembly.
GACUUCUUGGACCUCUAUUUCAUGGCCGCGAUCCAGGACACCCUCGCGCUGAUGAUCCGGGACAACCUGGAGGGCAAGGAGCUGGAAGCCAUCCGGGAGCGCAUCCUUCGUGAAGCCCACUUGAACUUUGAGAAGGAGGUCAAGAAGCUGACAGGUGGUGGAGGUUCGUCGACGUUUGAAUCGGCGAAUAGUGUGGGCGAGCGGGCGAAACUUCGUGGUUCCGCUGAUGGUCAAGGUGGGAACCCUGGUGAUGGUGUUGGUGAGCCACUACCUAAUCGACCCCCUGGAUUACAUGAGACCACGACCGGGACAUUGUCUUCAGGGUUUGGUGGUGGAGCAGGAAAGGUGACCAGAAUUGGGGCUGGAAUUCCCGUGGCAUCGACGACCGAGGCUCUGCGAAAUUUGGAGCUUCCCUCACUUCCAGCACCCAAUGGAGAAGGAGCUUCGAUUCUCUUCGGCGACUGGUUGACUAUGGCAUUCCCGCUGAUGGCUGACAUCUCCAACUCGGCGAAGGCCUGGUGGGAAGAGUCCUUGAUGGUGGCGCAGGAGCACUACUCGCGGUGGUUGCGACUGAGUCCGCUGGAGAGGCUGAGAUCGAAACCUCAAGUUGAAGUGGAUCCAGCAUUUCAACGGAUCGAACAGCGUGGAAUUGCUAUGCUACUUGGAGCACUACCUGAUCAGCUUCGUCGGGACUUGGUGUCUGGCAGGCAGCUGUCCGUGGUGCACAUCCUGUACCGGCUCCAUGUGGCGUACCAGCCAGGAGGCGGCGCUGAAAAAACGCAACUCCUCAAGAAUUUAGUGGAGUCGAAGUUCUCCACAUCGGUGGGAGAAUUGUUGAUGCAGGUCCGGUUGCGGCGACGUUGGCUAUCUCGUGCUCAAGAACUUCACCUCAACCUUCCGGACCCUCUGGUCCUCAUGCACGCCCUGCAGCGCAUGAUCGACA